AUGAGCGAUGAUUUACAGAUAGUACUGUCCUCCAAGAAACACACAAAUAAAUCUUUUUUCUACAAGCUAAUGCAUAACUUUUUGGGUAAUGGACUAAUUACCAGUAGUGGAGAUAAAUGGCAUGCUCAUCGCAAACUGAUCCAACCAAUGUUCCAUCUGCACAUUUUAGAAAAAUUUAUAGGUACAUUUGCAGAUGCGUCACAGGUUUUAUGUGAGACUUUAGACAUCACCGAUUGUAAUGAAAUUAAUAUAGCAAAAUUUGUUAACAAUUGUGUAAUGGAUAUAUUAAAUGAAGCCGUUCUUGGUGUACCAGUUAAAAAGAAGGGUUUAGUAGAUAUGGAACAGUCACCGUUUAGACAAGGUAAAGUGGUGAUACCACAGCGUUUUGUGCAACCUUGGUUGUUAUUGGACAGCAUUUAUCACAUGACCAAACUUGCCUCAGAAGAACUUGAUCAGAAGCAACGACUAAAUGAUUUUACACGUCAAAUGAUUAAACGUCGUAGAGAAAUGUUUUUAAAGGACAACAAUACAAACAAUAACAACAACAACAGUAACGAGCGUAAAUGCCUUCUUGAUUAUAUGAUUGAAAUCGCUGAUACUAAUCCUGAUUUUACUGAAGAAGAUAUCGUAAACGAAGCCUGUACAUUUAUGCUGGCCGGUCAAGAUAGUGUUGGAGCAGCAGUAGCAUUUACUAUAUUUCUGCUUGCCCAAAACCCUGAUUGCCAACAAAAAUGCUGUGAAGAAAUUGAUCAAAUAUUUGCUGAUGAUAACAAACGAUCACCAACUAUGAGUGACUUACGUGAAAUGCGUUAUUUAGAAAUGUGCAUUAAAGAAGCACUAAGAUUGUAUCCAAGUGUUCCCCUAAUAGCUCGCAAACUGGGAGAAGAAGUACGUCUGGGAAAAUAUACAUUACCAGCUGGUAGUAAUAUUUUUAUAUGUCCUUAUGCUACACAUCGUUUACCGCACUUUUAUCCGGAUCCAGAAAAAUUUGAUCCAACAAGAUUUGCCCCAGAAAACAAUGAAAAUAGGCAUCCAUACGCCUUCAUACCUUUUAGCGCUGGCCCUCGUUAUUGUAUUGGCAAUCGAUUUGCAAUUAUGGAAAUGAAGACAGUUGUCUCCCGGUUAUUGCGUAGCUAUCAGAUAUUUCCAGUUCCGGGAAAAACAACAUUUGAAGCUACAUUUCGUAUUACAUUACGUGCAUCGGGUGGAUUAUGGGUUAAAUUGAAACCACGAGAAAGACCAAUUAAGUGA
This is a messenger RNA of Teleopsis dalmanni, 1251 nucleotides long. Its product is annotated as probable cytochrome P450 4aa1. The record is from RefSeq and is a predicted model, not a curated record. The transcript is spliced from 4 exons. Gene Ontology annotation, molecular function: oxidoreductase activity, acting on paired donors, with incorporation or reduction of molecular oxygen; heme binding; iron ion binding. The coding region runs from base 1 to 1251 and encodes 416 amino acids. NCBI's taxonomy places the organism in Eukaryota, Metazoa, Arthropoda, Insecta, Diptera, Diopsidae.